This is a messenger RNA of Brenthis ino (lesser marbled fritillary), 1224 nucleotides long. NCBI's taxonomy places the organism in Eukaryota, Metazoa, Arthropoda, Insecta, Lepidoptera, Nymphalidae. The record is from the annotation of a GenBank genome assembly.
AUGCAUCUUUCGCUGCAAUACAGAGGAUUUUUGACCGAGGACUGUGAUGAUACGAUUGUUGAGUUAUCAAAACUCUCGAUUGCUGAUUCGGAACACGAGGUCACUGUUUUAGAAAAUUUUCAUGAAACGUCGAAUCGUAUUGCGACCGCGCGUGAUUACGUCUUGCGACGUUGCAAUCAAACAGACGUGAUACUGUUUGAUGAAUGCUAUCCAGAUACAGUCCUGAAAAAUUGCCGGAAGAUCGGCGAGGGUGUAUAUGGAGAGGUUUAUCUCUGGCGCGCUCGCGACGGCAGGGCUCGUGUACUGAAGAUAGUGCCCAUAGCUGGUAAUAUCAAAGUGAAUGGCGAAGAUCAGAAGGACUAUCAUGAAAUUAUAUCUGAGAUUGUGAUUGCUAUGGAAUUGAGUGCACUACGCGCUCCUAUAGCAGAGAUAGAACAACGUUUUGAUGAGGGCAAGGGUGUUGAAGUUUUGGAUUUACAUUCUGUAAUGAAUGCUACUGAUAUCUUCAAUGAGGUUCUAGCAGUGCGCUGUGUGCAAGGUAGCUAUCCAUCCCGUCUCCUGGACCUGUGGGAGCUGUACGACGAGACGAAGGGUUCGGAGAACGACAAUCCGGCGGUGCUGCCCGCUGACCAGCAGUUCCUGGUGCUGGAGCUGGCCAACGCCGGCCAGGACCUGGAGAGCUAUCAGUUCACUAAUGCUGAACAGGCGUACGCUCUGUUCAAGCAGGUUGCUUUUGGCUUAGCGGUCGCAGAGGAGGCAUUUCAGUUUGAGCACCGUGACCUUCAUUGGGGAAACGUACUCAUAGCGCCCACUGAUCAAAAGUACGCGACGUUCGUGCUGCGCGGGCGCGCUCACCGCGUCGCACGGCGCGGGGUCGCCGCGACCGUCAUCGACUACUCGCUGUCGCGCGUGUCGCUGCCGCCGGGCGCGGCGCUGUACAACGACCUAGCAGCGGACGACGGGUUGUUCGACGCUGUUGGCGAUUACCAGUUCCAGGUGUAUCGGCUCAUGAGGGACAAGCUGGGUAAUGAUUGGAAGAAUUUCGAGCCGUACACAAAUAUUCUUUGGCUGCAUUACACUGUGGAUAAAAUGAUAACAGCUCUCCGCUAUACAAGAACAAAUACUAAAAUCCACAAACAUUAUAUCUCUAAACUUAAGGAAAUUAAGAAUCGAAUCCUGGACUACGGCAGCGUAGUCCAAUACGUACUAACUGACAACGAUCUG